Molecule: messenger RNA, 6416 nt
Organism: Exophiala mesophila
Lineage: Eukaryota; Fungi; Ascomycota; Eurotiomycetes; Chaetothyriales; Herpotrichiellaceae
Exons: 1
Coding region: 543-5882 (1779 amino acids)
Biological process (GO): mitotic actomyosin contractile ring assembly; actin filament bundle assembly; barbed-end actin filament capping
Cellular component (GO): mating projection tip; cell division site
Molecular function (GO): small GTPase binding; actin binding
Source: RefSeq, a predicted model, not a curated record
AUUUCCGAUAUUGGACUCUAGUAUCUGGUACCGCGUUCUAAGAUAAGUCGCAUUCACAUAGCUGUCCUCCAAUAUAGGUUCGUGGCCCUUGGGUUAAGGGGAAUUUCGAGGUCCAAUUCAACGUUGUGGGCGGCAGCGAUUUGUUAAGCGAGUAGACUGCACCUGCCACUGCGCUGCGCUUGAACCGCGCCUGCACCUCACCACAUCCACCGCCCAUGCCAAACACAGUCCGUCCAUUCCUCCAACCACAACCACACAUCAACAAUCACCCAAACUCGUCUCCCCUUGCUCCCCUUACUCUACCACUCAACCCACAUCGCUCUGAAUCGAUUCCUGACCAGUUCCGAACAUCUACCUCCUCCUCCUACUCACUAUUUUCCGUUCUGGUUGAUCCCUGGUGCAACAAUGUUCUCAACUGGCCCAACGAUCUGACCGAAUCGACCAACAAGGGGAUUGCGUAUUCAAAGAGGAGGACACCCCCUCUGGGGGCUUAAUAUUAAAUCACACAUGAUUUCGGUGCAUCUGAAAACACUUGAUCGAGGAUGCCCCCCACAUCUCAGACCGACAAAGCCACUCGUCAGUCGUCCGCCAGUAAAGGCUUCUUUCGACGCCACCGAGACACCAAGGAUGCCUCCGACACCGCCAGCAUCAAUACUGUCAAUGGUUCAUGGCCUUCGCGGCAUGCGAAGAGGGACUCGGUCGCUUCCAUAGACGGGCAAGACAACGAUACUUUGGGUCUCUCUAUGACCGCCGGUGUCAUAACCUCCAUCCCUUAUUCUUCCACCUCCGGCUCCCAAGCGCCUGUCUCCGUCGAUUACUUGCCUCGAGACGACCACGUUCCGGUUCGAAAAGACCCUCAGCCUCACCAGCUUGCCAGAGGCUCCGAUUUUCAUCAAUAUCCUGCCUUUACUGCUCCCACAAAUGGCGCGACACACCCGACCGGACCUCGCCCCCCGCCACAUUCCUCCACCUUGUCCGGUGUCACUAUGGCUUCCAGCAACAUCGGUGACAGAGGAGCAAAAUACCAACAAUGGGGGCGCCCCUCCAGCAGAGAAGGUUCUACUCAUCAGCACUCAAACUAUGACUCGGUCUCAACCAAUGACUCUUACUCAGUCCCCCGUAAAUCCUUCGACGCUGCCAGUAUCCGAUCAACCGCCUCUUCUGCUACCAGGGGUUCUAGUCUCUUUUCCUCCGAGAGCUCAGCGCGAACAGCUAUGCCAUCGCGACAAGACUCAGACUCGUCCAUGACCCUCAUCUCCCCGACUCACUCCCGCUUAUCGAAGUUCACCUCGCAGUCGGGCUGGCCCACCCAGCAAGCCUCCGCGUUUAGUUCCACCACCUCUUUCAACCCCGUCGGCUUUUAUCUGCCAAAGCCCAAAAGCGAUGCCGAAGUCGAGAAGCUCUUUCUCCAGCUCAUGCACAAGCGAGGUUGGCAAAACUUGCCCGAGCAGGCGAAACGCCAGAUGAUGGCAUAUGCGCCGGCCAAAAAAUGGACAUUGGUACAUCAAGAUAAAUUGACCGAGUGGCAAGGCGAGCAGAAACGACGACAACAGGCUCGUCAAACCGGCACGCUCGAUGGUCCUUCUUCGCGUGAUGUCGAUGGAACUCCAGAAUGGUACGUCAAGAGAAUUUUGGACAACACUAUCACCGCCAAACAACUACAGUCUCUGAGUGUGAGCUUGCGAACUCAGCCCAUUAGCUGGGUCAAGGCUUUCAUCGAGGCUCAAGGCCAAAUAGCUUUGACCAAUGUCCUCAUGAAAAUCAAUCGCCGGCAAGCCAAUGGUCCUCCCCAGCCCAAUGCUGCUCCCAUCACGGACAAAGAUCUCGACCGAGAAUAUGAUAUUGUCAAAUGUCUCAAGGCUCUGAUGAACAACAAAUAUGGAGCUGAUGACGCCCUCACCCACGAGCAAAUCCCCGUUGCCCUCGCCAUCUGCCUCAUAUCUCCCCGCAUUACCACCAGGAGGCUUGUCAGCGAAGUCUUGACAUUCCUCUGCCAUUGGGAUCAAGGCCAAGGCCACCUCAAGGUUCUCCAAGCCAUGGACCAUGUGAAAAGCAUGACUAGUGAAAAUGGCCGCUUUGACGCAUGGAUGCGCAUCGUCGAAGUAUCCGUGGAUGGUCGUGGUAAAAUGGGAAGUUUGGUAGGAGCCAGUGAAGAGUUUCGCAGCGGCGGAGUUGGUAUGGAAAAUCUCCUCUUGGAGUACGCCGUUGCAACCAUGGUUCUGGUCAACAUGUUGGUAGACGCCCCUGCUCGUGACUUGCAAUUGCGCUGUCACAUCCGGGCGCAAUUCAUUGGAACAGGCAUCAAGCGAAUCCUCACCAAGAUGGAGACUUUUCAAUACGAAGUCCUCGACAAACAGAUUGAGAAGUUCCGCGAGGAAGAAGCCAUUGACUAUGAAGACCUCAUGCAACGUGAUGGUAGCAGUAUGGUGGACAGCAUUGACGGCGACGCCAAAGAUAUGACCGAUCCGAGAGAAAUCACCGAUGCCAUCAUGUCGAGACUUCAAGGCUCUCGCACUCAGGACUACUUCAUAUCCGCCAUGCAGCAUAUGCUCCUGCUUCGAGAGAACGGCGCCGAAGAGCGCCUGAAAAUGUUUCAGCUCGUCGACUCAAUGCUCAGCUAUGUGGCCAUGGAUCGACGGCUACCAGAUAUGGACUUGAAGCAGAGCCUGAACUUCACUGUGCAAAGCUUGCUGGACAGGCUACACACCGACGAAGAAGCCAGAAUCGCUUUCGAUGAAGCCACAGAAUCGCGCCAGAUCGCAGAGGCAGCCAUUGCCGAGCGUGAUGAAAUGUCUGCACAGAUCGCCCUCGGUGCCGACGGACUCGUCAAGAAGUUGCAGAAGCAAAUCAUCGAACAGGCGGGAAUUAUAGAGAUGCAAGGCAGACAGGCCGAGUCACUCAAGUCCGAGGUCGCUGAGUUGCAGAGAAUACGGGCGCAAGAAUUACAACGGAAUGAGCUGGAGACUAGAGAGCUGUACCUCAUGCUUCGAGAUGCCCAAGAUGUGGCUGCUUCUCGAGGUACCAAGGAGAGCGCGCCCGGCGUAGACCCUGCCCAAAUGCAAGGAAUCCUGGAUAGGGAGAGGCUUAUGGAGCGCCUGGAACGCAACCUGGAAAGGACCAAAACGCAAUUCAAGCUGGAAGGCAAGGUUUGGGGUCAGACCGGGCCGUCUGAUCGCCUGAGGGAGCUUCGAGAGCAGAUGGAUGACGCUGUCGAUGCUGACUUCCAGGAGAAAACGCAGCGUCACCUGACCACCAGCAUCAUGGGGAGUGUCCGCCGAAGCAAUGCUCUCAAGGGUCCAAGACGGGCUGCUCUGGGUGCUUUGGCCAUCAGCGAAGAGGCCGAGCAUGAGGAAGAUUCUGACGACGAUGCAGUCAUAUAUGAAAAGCCUCGCCUAGUUGAAUAUUCUCGGCCAAAGAUGAACCCUGAUCAGCAGACAAGCCUUCUCGGAGAGCUGACAUCCAAAGUCAGGAGGAUAGAUGGCGAUGAGGGCGACCAGGCAGCCGCCGACGCAGAUGAUGGUGGCAUCACCACAGGCCCAACUCAUCCCAGCUUGGAGUCCGGCUCACCGAAAACUCCUCUUGAUGAGAUCCCAGCGGAAGCAAAAUUCAAUGGACCUCCACCGCCUCCGCCGCCACCAAUGGACCCAUCUCUGUCUGGUCCGCUCACACCGUCUCUCAUUGCAGGCUUCGAGAAUGGCCCGCCCCCGCCGCCUCCACCACCACCGCCCCCGCCUCCUGGACAACCCAUGUCUCCAAUGACACCUGGAACCAUGCCAGGAUUUACUGGCGGACCACCUCCGCCCCCUCCACCACCCCCUGGCUCUCUGCCCAUGAGCCCGCUAUCCCCCAUCCCGCCUCCGCCGCCUCCGCCAGGCGCACCUCCAUUACCUGGCGCACAACACGGCCAUUUUAUGCCUCAAUCACCCAUUAUUCCAGCAACAAUGCUCAAGAACCCAUUUAUGAGACCCAAGAAGAAGCUCAAGGCGUUUCAUUGGGACAAAGUCGACACGCCCCAGAUCACUGUGUGGGCGGAGACGGCAAAUCCAUCUGCCAAAGAAGAAAAAUAUCGUGAAUUGCAACGGAAGGGGGUCCUUGAUGAAGUCGAAAAGCUUUUUAUCGCCAAGGAUAUCAAAAUCAUUGGCUCAGGUGCCAGUAAAGGGAAGAAUGAUAAGAAGCAGCUGAUCAGCAGUGACAUGAUGAGAAAUUUCCACGUCUCGAUGGCCAAAUUCAAGAACGACUCGGCGGAUGACGUUGUCCGAAAGAUCAUUCACUGUGACAGGGAAUUACUUGACAACACUGUAGUCAUGGACUUUUUACAAAGGGACGACCUUUCGAAUCCACCAGAAAACUUGUCGAAAUUAAUGGCGCCGUACAGCAAAGAUUGGACAGGAGCAGACGCCGCAACCUCGAAGAGAGAACAAGACCCGAGCGAAUUGACACGAGAGGACCAGAUCUACCUGCAGACUGCUUAUGAACUACACCACUAUUGGAAAGCGAGAAUGCGGGCUCUGGCCUUGACCAGGAGCUACGAGAACGAGUAUGAUGAGAUUUCCAACAAACUGAAGGACGUUGUCAAUAUCUCCGAAGCAAUCCGCGACUCCACAUCGUUGAUGAGCGUCCUAGCUCUGAUUCUUGACAUUGGCAAUUACAUGAACGAUUCCAACAAGCAGGCAUCAGGCUUCAAAUUGAGCUCACUGGCGAGAUUAGGGAUGGUCAAGGAUGACAAAAACGAAACAACGUUUGCCGAUCUUAUCGAACGCAUUGUCCGAAAUCAGUACUCUGAAUGGGAAGUUUUUGUCGAGGAUAUUGCAGGCGUUGUGCCAGCUGCGAAGCUGAACAUUGAUCAACUUCGAUCAGAUGCCAAGAAAUAUAUCGACAACAUCAAAAAUGUCCAGUCUUCGCUUGAUGCUGGCAACCUGAGUGACCCCAAGAAGUUCCAUCCUCAGGACCGUGUCGCACAGGUUGUCCAGAGAUCAAUGAAGGAAGCCAGACGCAAGGCUGAUCAGAUGCAAUUGUACCUAGAGGAAAUGUCAAGAACCUACGACGACAUCAUGACAUACUUUGGAGAAGAUAACCAAGAUGAGAACGCGAGAAGGGACUUUUUCGGCAAGCUUGGUGGAUUCGUGACCGAGUGGAAGAAAUCAAGAGAAAAGAAUAUGACCAUGGAAGAAAAUAAGCGGCGCGUUGAGGCUAGCAUUUCUAGAAAGCGGGCCAUGGCAAGCGCGAAUGUAAGUGGCACAGGUAGCGGAGCAGACACCCCUGGCAGUCCACCGGCAAAUGGUGCAAUGGAAACCCUCCUUGAAAAGCUCCGGGCAGCAGGUCCGCAGCAAAAGGAUCAGCGAGACAGAAGGCGGCGAAUGAGGUUGAAAGAAAAGCACGAUCAACGCAUCGCAAGCGGCCAACAGGUCCCUGAUCUGCCUCUCAGGGAGGGCAAUGAAGAGGCGACGGGCCUUCAUGCUGGCGAUGAGAAAAAGGCGACGGAUGACUCUCUCAGUGUUGAUGAGGCUAACAGUGGCACUGGCAAUGUCAGUGAAAGUGAGGAUGUGGCGGAUCGAGCCCUUCGAGCCUUGCAAGAAAUGAGGAGUUCCGCGCCAUCUACAGGAGAUGAGGUUGACGUUCGGCGGCGGCGGGAGGGAGCAGACGAGGAGAGAAAAAAUAGGAGACUGCGACGGCGAACAGCUCAACAGAGCGGCGGCACCGCUCGAGAUUCGAUACAGUCGCCAACGGAGUCUUCUGUAACAGUCGAUGGCGAAGCUAGCUAUGACGAUAAGAGAUCGUCUGGAGGUACAUUGAGCCCUGUCACAGGCCAGCCUACUCCAUCGAUCAUCGUCAGCCCCACCGAAGAAGAAGAUGGGGCCGAAGCCGGCGAUGGACAACCUUGAUGGACGCAUUGGAAGCAUCAUCUGUAUAUGAGGUAGUCCCAGGGGUUUAGCAUGAAGGCAGGAAAUUGGAGAGCAUUGACUGAUGAAACAAAUGAGUCCAGCAUGCAUGUUUGGAGUGGCUUCUUGGAGAAGGAUUGCCAGCAGCGAUCCUGGCAAAGAUUGUACGUUGGAGAUAAGAGUGGAUAAGAGGGAGUGAGAGAAGAAGAGAAGGAUAGUGUCCUCGCUGGACAGAAAGAAGAAGUGAGGUGUUUUCAAUCACGGUGCAUCAAGCAUGGUCCUAUUCUUGCGCUUGUGUAAUCACCGAGAUACCCAAUUGUUAAUUUGAUUUUCCAUUCCCUAUACCAAUUUGGCGGCCAAAGCGUUGGCUCACACCUGGAUUCUACACAAACAUGCCAUGAAAUAGGUCUUGGACACAGAUAAUCAUCAAUCGCGGUGAUGGUGGCGGCAAUGAGACUUGACUCUUCGAUCAAGUGCUGUGACACGAGGGUAUGAGCAAUUCUCUCUGUCCUGGUACUCGCAAACAAGAUCAUUUCC